Molecule: messenger RNA, 1576 nt
Organism: Cinclus cinclus
Lineage: Eukaryota; Metazoa; Chordata; Aves; Passeriformes; Cinclidae
Gene: EIF2S1
Product: eukaryotic translation initiation factor 2 subunit alpha
Exons: 8
Coding region: 223-1170 (315 amino acids)
Cellular component (GO): multi-eIF complex; eukaryotic translation initiation factor 2 complex; eukaryotic 48S preinitiation complex
Molecular function (GO): ribosome binding; RNA binding; translation initiation factor activity
Source: RefSeq, a predicted model, not a curated record
GCUGGCUCUGUUUCCGCAGGCGUUGUGCGGCCGCGAGGGCCUCGGCUGAGGCGUGUCCGGCCUCUGGAAAAGAUGAAUUCCAGCUUCGACGCGGUGGGCGUAGUGUUGCUCCUGGGGGUUUCCACAGAAGGCCAAAAUAAAAGCCCUGUGACUGUGGAGAGAAGAGUGAAGUGCUGUGUGUGCUGAGCUGUGUCCGUCCGCUCUUACUAGCUGUGGCUCGGAAUGCCGGGUCUAAGCUGUAGAUUCUACCAACAUAAAUUCCCUGAGGUGGAAGAUGUAGUGAUGGUCAAUGUUCGGUCCAUUGCUGAAAUGGGAGCCUAUGUCAGCCUGCUGGAGUACAACAACAUCGAAGGCAUGAUCCUCCUCAGUGAGCUGUCCAGGAGACGUAUUCGUUCCAUCAACAAACUCAUCCGGAUUGGCAGGAAUGAAUGUGUUGUGGUCAUAAGAGUGGACAAAGAAAAAGGUUAUAUUGAUUUGUCAAAAAGAAGAGUUUCUCCAGAGGAGGCAAUCAAAUGUGAAGACAAAUUCACAAAAUCAAAGACUGUUUACAGCAUCCUUCGCCAUGUUGCUGAAGUCUUGGAGUACACUAAGGAUGAGCAGCUUGAGAGCCUGUUCCAGAGAACUGCCUGGGUGUUUGAUGACAAGUACAAAAGACCUGGAUAUGGUGCUUAUGAUGCAUUCAAGCAUGCAGUCUCAGACCCUGCAAUCCUGGACAGCCUGGAUCUAACAGAGGAAGAGAGGCGUGUAUUGAUUGACAAUAUUAACAGACGUCUGACACCACAGGCAGUCAAAAUCAGAGCUGAUAUUGAGGUGGCCUGUUAUGGUUACGAAGGCAUAGAUGCAGUAAAAGAAGCUUUGAGAGCAGGCUUGAACUGUUCCACAGAGAAUAUGCCCAUCAAAAUAAAUCUGAUAGCCCCUCCUCGUUAUGUGAUGACUACUACAACACUGGAGAGAACUGAAGGACUGUCUGUUCUGAAUCAAGCCAUGGCUGUAAUUAAAGAAAAAAUUGAGGAGAAGAGAGGAGUCUUUAAUGUGCAGAUGGAGCCUAAGGUGGUCACUGACACAGAUGAGACUGAGCUUGCAAGGCAGUUGGAAAGACUGGAGAGGGAAAAUGCUGAAGUGGAUGGGGAUGAUGAUGCUGAGGAAAUGGAAGCCAAAACAGAAGACUAAAUGUUCCAUAACUUAGAAGAGAGACCAUAUGAAAAAUUAGAAACCCCAUUGCAAACACUCUGGACUAAAUGAUUCCUGUAUUGGAAACUUCAAAUAUUUCAAGUGUUUUCCUGUUUUAAAAAGACCAAAAUAUAAAAGGCUCUUCUAAAUAACAGUUGGUGCAGCAACUUACACAAAUUGAACCCUUUGAAAGGAGGGUGCCUAGUCAAAUUCAAGACACAGAUCUGGCCAGACGGAGUUUGCAGCCCCAUACUUAACACUUUCGUACAUAACAAUUCCUAAUUGGUGAUUACAGCUCAGUGCAUCUGUUCAUGAUCUUUCCUGGGAGCAGCAAAACCAUGCAAGUGGAACAGUUCUAUACAGAAUGUAUUUGAGCAAAUAUUCAAUAAAUUUCUGGGCUAUGUAA